Messenger RNA from Anopheles stephensi (Asian malaria mosquito), 2279 nucleotides. It is a transcript of the gene l(2)34Fd, whose product is annotated as nucleolar protein 10. The transcript has 4 exons. Lineage: Eukaryota; Metazoa; Arthropoda; Insecta; Diptera; Culicidae. The coding region runs from base 97 to 2178 and encodes 693 amino acids. The record is from RefSeq and is a predicted model, not a curated record. Gene Ontology annotation, cellular component: nucleus; nucleolus; small-subunit processome. Gene Ontology annotation, molecular function: protein binding. Gene Ontology annotation, biological process: maturation of SSU-rRNA from tricistronic rRNA transcript (SSU-rRNA, 5.8S rRNA, LSU-rRNA).
CGUGCUUCGACCGAAAUGUCAAAAUCGUUGCAUGGCGGCCCGUAGCGUAAAUACAACACAUUUUACUAGCGAAAUAUCAAUGAAAAACUCCGCAAAAUGUUAGUGACGGACAUAAAUAAUGUGAAAAUCUACAACCUCAGUGGAGGCAAAUCUGUUCCACAAUGGCUCACGGAUCGGAAGCAGAAAAAGGCGGCGAAGAAAAAUCCCGAUGCCGAUCGGCACAUCGAGCUAAUACAGGACUUUGAUAUGCCGGGGGUUGCUUCGUGCAUUGCCAUCUCACCCGAUGGGCAGUACAUUCUGGCGACGGGGACGUACAAACCGCGCGUAAAGUGUUUCGAGGUGUGCAAUCUUUCGCUAAAGUUUGAACGGUGUUUCGAUUCGGAGGUGGAAAAGUUUGCUAUCCUUUCGGAUGAUUAUAGCAAGAUUGCGUUCCUGCAUGCGGAUCGGUACGUGGAGAUACAUGCGGCAGCGGGGCGGCACUAUCGGUUGCGCAUACCAAAGUUUGGCCGGGAUUUGGUUUACCACAAGCCGACGUGCGACUUGCUGUUCGUGGGUACGUCACCGGAAAUCUAUCGGUUGAACAUGGAGCGGGGACAGUUUCUGCUGCCGUACGCAAGCGAAACGGCCAGUGCAAUCGACAGCAUCACGAUCAAUGCGGAACAUCAGCUCGUGUGUGUCGGUACGCAGGAAGGAACGAUCGAGGCGUGGGACUAUCGGGACAAGAAAUGUUGCGGCACGCUCGAUGUAGCUGCCAAUCUGCAAAACACAAAAGACGUUGCAGCCGUUACGGCGCUACAGUUUAAGGGCGGCCUAACGCUAGCGGCCGGAACAUCCACGGGCCACGUGCUGCUGUUCGACAUUCGGGCACGCAAUCCGAUCGCGGUGAAAGAUCAUCUAAAUCAGCUGCCGAUCAAAAAGAUACGCUUUCAGCCGGAUCAAAACUCGGUGUACUCGCUCGAUGCGGCUAUGCUGAAGAUUUGGGACGAGACGUCGCUGAAGCAGAAGGCAUGCAUUGAGUCGCGCAGUAAUUUUAACGAUUUUGCACACUUCCCCGGCAGUGGGUUGUUUAUGUUCGCGCAGGAAGACACGAAAAUGUUACCGUAUUACAUCCCAAGCGAAGGACCGGCACCGAAGUGGUGCUCAUUCCUGGACAAUUUGGUGGAGGAAAUUGCUUCCGAAUCGGUACAGAACGUGUACGACGAUUACAAGUUUAUCACGAAACAGGAGCUGGCCGAGCUGAAACUGGACCAUCUGGAGGGUACGCAGAUGUUGCGCGCUUACAUGCAUGGGUUCUUCAUCAACAUUCGGCUGUACAACAAGGCGAAAGCCGUCUCGGACACGUUUGCGUUCGAUGGAUUCCGCAAGGAAAAGAUUCGCAAACAGAUUGAAGCUAGCCGUCCUGCUCGUCUUCAGCUUAAAUCGGCCCUGCCGAAGGUGAACCGCGAGCUGGCCAAACAUCUCAUGCAGGAGGAACACAUGAGCAACGCGAAACGUAGCGCCAUAGCGAAGGGAUUGCUGGGUGACGAUCGGUUCAAGCAGAUGUUCGACAAUCCGGACUUUGAGAUCGACAAGGAGGCGGACGAUUAUCGGCUGCUUAGUGCGGUGCUGAAGCGUGCCGAUCGUGAUAAGGCACGAAGGAAGGAAAAUGUGGUCGUCACCGGGCUGGAUGAGGAAGACGAAGGCAAGAGCACGGAUGAUGAUCUGUACAGCGAGAAGAGUGAAAGUGAGAAGGAAGAGGAAUCGGACGAGGAAAAGGAGGAAGAAGACGAGGAAGAAGUUCCGGCGCGUCCGAAACCGGGCCAUAAAAAGGUUAGGAAGCUUCCGGUGGUGAGCGGGGAAGCGGAUGAAGCUGAAGAUGGCGGAAAGGAGUUUUCUCUGAACGUAGAAGAAGGAGCCAACUUUGACAUCAUACAACCGGCCAAGAAAAUUCAAUCCGUUUCCCUUGGCAAGCGGGUCAAUAAGCUGGAACACGCCACCACGAACGUGCUCUUCCAGAAUGGUGUCGGCAGACGGGAAAUAACCUUCACCACUACCGGCCGAUCGCAGAGUGGCAAAAGUGGACAGGACCGGGAACGGGCACGCUAUCAAUCGGAACUGAAAAAACACAAAGAAGAACGUCGGCAAGUGAUCCGUUCGGCGAAGGGUGUGAUCAAAAAGACGAUCAUGAAGAAACACUAAAUUCGAACUACCGAGAGAGAGAGAGAAACAGAGAAACAGGUUUAUUCCCGGUGCGCCUUAAUAAACCGAUCCCGAAAGAACCUCCAACAGUGCUAAGGAAA